AUGCCUUUCACUGCCUCGGAUAUCUGCAAGAUCAUCUUUGCGAUCAUCUUGCCCCCGCUGGGUGUCUUCCUUGAGCGAGGAUGCGGUGCUGAUUUCCUGAUCAACAUCUGUUUGACAAUCCUGGGUUGGCUUCCUGGUGUCAUUCAUGCCUUCUAUAUUAUAUUCAAAUACUAG
Messenger RNA from Aspergillus luchuensis, 174 nucleotides. It is a transcript of the gene PMP3, whose product is annotated as YqaE/Pmp3 family membrane protein. Gene Ontology annotation, cellular component: membrane. Bases 1 to 174 code for a protein of 57 amino acids. The transcript has 3 exons. The record is from RefSeq and is a predicted model, not a curated record. NCBI's taxonomy places the organism in Eukaryota, Fungi, Ascomycota, Eurotiomycetes, Eurotiales, Aspergillaceae.